CACCGCUCCACCGACGAAACCCCGGUGAUGACUUUUGCAUCAUUAGUACGGAUGCUUCCAGCAAACGAACUUUAGCUGUCGGAAUGAUAUGACAUAGAAUGCAUAAGGGCGAUGAAGCACAGUACAGUCGUCUCGACGGCUCAAGAUGCGCCCGCAAUCUCUCAGCACUCAUGUCACAACUGUCGUCGCCAAAGGUUGAGGUGCGACCGAACGACCCCGGAAUGUUCAAAGUGUAUUAAACGAGGACAAGAGUGCCUGGGCUAUCAACGAUUGUUUCGCUGGCAAGAAGACUUCGCAUGUCGUAGAAAACUAAGCGCUGCGAGGUCGAGAAACGAGCCUGAAGAUGAUGGCUGUGCGAAUGCUUCAGCACUUGCCAUCGCUUUGCCGCCCAGUUCAUUGACGGACCCUUUGGUGCAAGACCUGGACCGUAAAUCAAAGUUGUAUAUUUCUUAUUUCGCCGGGAAUGUGUGCCGGAAUCUUGUCCUUUACGACUCUCCCAAGCAAAAUCCCUUUCGCAAUCUCAUCCCACUCAUACAUCAGUUUCCUGUUCUUGGCCAGAUCAUUAUCGCCACUUCUGCGUUGCAUAUGUUUAAUUCAUCCCAAACUCACUCGCAGGAGCGCAAGCCUUUAAUUGAUCGUGCCGGCUUUAAUCCUUAUCUGGAUGCUUUGACGACGAAACAGCGAGCUCUGAAGAUGUUGAGACAUGCUGUUCUGGAAGGGACCUCUGGAGCAGCCGAUGUCGUCCUCGCGGUCAUGAUCCUGUUCAUCGAGUUUGAGCUCAUGGAUUUUGGAAGGAGCGACUGGAAGCAUCAUAUCGAGGGCGCAAGGACAGUCAUUCGAGGACUGUGCAGAGCGCGGUUGUCUGGAACGCAAACGACUAGUCCGAUACGCAGCUGUCUGAUCUCAAAUUGGAUGGUGUUUGACAUUCUGGCCUCCACGGCCACAAGUCCGAAUACCGAAUCACCACUAGACGCGAUGCCUGACAGUGUCACUCCCCACAUGGAAAACCUCCUCCGAGAUGCCGAAGGAACCCACUGCUCUUCCUUCCCUGCAACCUUGCUACAGCUACUCCAAAGUGGAACCCAGCUCUCCAACACCCGCAUGUCUCUUCAAGCGAAACAUAAUCAACUCUUCAUGCUCGUGUGCGCGGCAAAGUCCUUCGACCCUCUGAUCUGGGCCACAGAGCUACAGCCACGUUCGCCGUCUGCUGAUCUCCAACAGAGGGCUCGUGUGGCUCGCGCUCAUAAGGCGGCCGUGACCAUCUAUCUCUCCCGUCUACUGCUAUCGACAUAUCCAGAUACAAAACCGUCAUGCGACUUUGAAGCCAUGGUCAUGGAGAUUGUUGAUAAUAUCUCAGAUGUGCGAAGACAUGAUGAUUUGUUCUCUGCAACCACAUGGCCGGCUUUCGUUGCGGGAGCAGAGUCAAACGUGGUCGAUAUGCGGAAGCGGGUGGCGGCAAGAUUCCGGGAAUUGUGGAAAGUAGAGCCUUGGGGUUUGAUGCGACGGGCAUUGGAGACGAUGGAGACGAUUUGGGCAAUAAAAAGUGUCAGAAUAGAGAAUGGGGCGACUUGUUCACCUAAUGAUGGUAUUCGAGAUGGGGAUUGGAUAUUGUAUCUGAAAGAGACGGGCGUGGACUGGCUGAUUUUGUGACACGAAAAGAGGAACUUCUGCUUCCAAAUGCUGCCUUAUUUCUUCCUUCUCAUCGGCUGUCAACUCACUACUCGCCUUGGGUACCUUG
This is a messenger RNA of Aureobasidium subglaciale EXF-2481, 1738 nucleotides long. RefSeq lists its product as uncharacterized. NCBI's taxonomy places the organism in Eukaryota, Fungi, Ascomycota, Dothideomycetes, Dothideales, Saccotheciaceae. Gene Ontology annotation, molecular function: DNA-binding transcription factor activity, RNA polymerase II-specific; zinc ion binding; transcription cis-regulatory region binding. The record is from RefSeq and is a predicted model, not a curated record. The transcript has 5 exons. Gene Ontology annotation, biological process: positive regulation of transcription by RNA polymerase II. Gene Ontology annotation, cellular component: nucleus. The coding region runs from base 112 to 1650 and encodes 512 amino acids.